UUUGGCUUCCAAGCUUGGUGGUGGGAAGCCUUUGCAGCUCCUUUCUGUGAGCGCGUGGGCACCACAGGUGUUCAUCAUGGCGAAGCGAUGCAGCACACGAGCAGUAAUUCAGAUCUUCCUUACUGGUAUGUGUUUGGCAACGGCAAUUACAUCCUUUACGUUUGCGUUUGUGUUUGAACAGUUCAUGGAUCAAUUGACGGAAAAUUAUCGGGGCGAAUUGCGCUCGGAGAACCUUCCCUGUCUCAGAAGUACCCUAGAUGACUGCGACAACGCGAGGGAAGACAGAUGUUGGGACUCCUGCUGUCCUCCGGGAUACUUCUGCUCGCGCAAUCCAAUUGUAGGGCUGUAUUGCCAAGAUGGUUUGACAACAUGCGGUGAAUUCAAUUGGUGCCGUGAUUUUGCUGAUAUAUCCCGAACUUGCUCCACGCCCGUCUGCAAAACCAAUCAGAUGGUGACCCGAGUCACAGCCUGGUCAUACAUUCUAGCGGCCAUUGGGAUAUUCUUGGACCUUGUAGACAUCAUCACUAUCUUUACUCUGCCAGACGCAGUUGUUUUCAAAGCCGGAACCAACGUGUUCUCGAGCCUAGUGAAGUGGCUGGCUUUCGGCCUCGUGGUUGGAGCUGGUACUCAGGGCUUCAUGUCAGAGCUCGAGCAGGGCAGAUGUUUCAACAGCGUGGGCAUGCAGCUAGUGGCGGACGCGGGUGGCCUCUUUAUUUCCUAUGCCAUCGUGCAGGUUGUGUCGGCAACACUGUCGUUAGUGCUAGCUCCCUUUUCUGCCUACUUCGGUGGAAAAUUGCAAGGGGGGGAAGUGCCGUACGUCAAGUGAGCCCACCCAUGGCGUCAGUCCAGUCUCACUGAAAUUUGGCAAUGUUCACAACGUGCAGUCAAAUACAGCUGGUUUGGACAGGAGCCAGGCUGCAUGCAUGAUGUGAAUGCUUCUUUUUUUUGUAUCCUGGAAUCCAAGCAAGAAGAAUGAGAAAACACCUGCAGUUGUAUAGUGCUGGUG
This is a messenger RNA of Cladocopium goreaui, 1006 nucleotides long. NCBI's taxonomy places the organism in Eukaryota, Dinophyceae, Suessiales, Symbiodiniaceae. The record is from the annotation of a GenBank genome assembly.